AUUGUUUAUGUUGGAACAGAUAAGGAAAGCCGGUUGUUAUCUUCCUGAGGAGCGUAUUCUUUGUCAAUAUUGUGAAGCAGCUGUUGGUGGUGGCUUUCAAGACGACGGUAGCGUUGUUCUUUGUUCUAACCAUUUGCUAUCUCAGGAUCACGCAAACAUUACUCUUGUUCACGAGUUGGUACACGCUUUUGAUCAAUGCCGGGCGCACGUAAACUGGUCAGACUGUACACAUCACGCCUGUAGUGAAAUACGUGCUGCUCUGUUGAGUGGUGACUGUGAUUGGAAAAGAGAAUUCUGGAGAGGACAUUUGGGACUCCGAGCACAGUUUCAAAAGUGCAUCAGGAGAAGAGCUGAAAUUUCAGUGAGAAUGAAUCCCAAUUGUUCACCUUUGCAGGUACGAAAACUUGAGUGUCAACGUAUUUCUUAUUUAUGUUUAUGUAAAACUAUGUAGGCUAAAGAAGCCGUCAAUAGAGCUUGGGACAUUUGUUUUGCUGAUA
Galdieria sulphuraria is the source of this 497-nucleotide messenger RNA. Its product is annotated as Ku70-binding family protein isoform 2. The transcript has 4 exons. Gene Ontology annotation, biological process: mitochondrial protein processing; mitochondrial proton-transporting ATP synthase complex assembly. NCBI's taxonomy places the organism in Eukaryota, Rhodophyta, Bangiophyceae, Galdieriales, Galdieriaceae. Gene Ontology annotation, cellular component: extrinsic component of mitochondrial inner membrane. Bases 8 to 451 code for a protein of 147 amino acids. Gene Ontology annotation, molecular function: metalloendopeptidase activity. The record is from RefSeq and is a predicted model, not a curated record.